Molecule: messenger RNA, 1505 nt
Organism: Drosophila sechellia
Lineage: Eukaryota; Metazoa; Arthropoda; Insecta; Diptera; Drosophilidae
Gene: Jra
Product: Jun-related antigen
Exons: 2
Biological process (GO): regulation of transcription by RNA polymerase II; regulation of cell population proliferation; regulation of cell cycle
Cellular component (GO): transcription regulator complex
Molecular function (GO): DNA-binding transcription factor activity, RNA polymerase II-specific; transcription factor binding; RNA polymerase II cis-regulatory region sequence-specific DNA binding
Source: RefSeq, a predicted model, not a curated record
UAAUCGACACUUGUACCACCGCUAACAGUCACUCUGAAAACAACCUUUCGCGUAAUAAAUAUUUUCGUGGAAUUUGAAGGCGAAAAAAAAUAAAAAUCAAACGAUUCGUUGGCCGAUAAAACCGGUGAUUAAACUGUAGCAGCGCAGAAAGCAGCAAACACAGAAGUACAGAUUGUGCUAAUUUUGCAAACAAAGUUCCCACCCACUGCUUGACGUUAUUGCUUGAGCAAACAUGAAAACUCCCGUUUCCGCUGCUGCGAAUUUAAGUAACCCGAAUGCUGGCAGUUCCGGAGCAGCUGCCAUUCAGAUCGUACCUAAAACCGAACCCGUGGGAGAAGAAGGCCCCAUGUCGCUGGACUUUCAGUCGCCGAACUUGAGCACAUCCACCCCGAAUCCUAACAAGCGUCCCGGCUCGCUUGAUCUGAACAGCAAGGGUGCCAAGAACAAGCGCAUCUUCGCACCACUGGUCAUCAACUCACCGGAUCUGUCAUCCAAGACGGUAAACACACCUGAUUUGGAGAAGAUCCUGCUGUCCAACAAUCUGAUGCAAACACCGCAGCCGGGCAAGGUGUUCCCCACCAAGGCGGGGCCCGUCACCGUGGAGCAGUUGGACUUCGGCAGGGGAUUCGAGGAGGCCCUACACAAUCUCCACACUAACUCCCAGGCAUUUCCGUCCGCCAAUUCCGCCGCCAAUAACACAACUGCGGCAGCCAUGACGGCGGUAAGCAAUGGCAUCAGCGGAGGCACCUUCACCUACGCCAACAUGACCGAGGGCUUCUCGGUGAUUAAGGACGAGCCCGUCAAUCAAGCCGGCUCGCCCACUGUUAGUCCCAUCGACAUGGAAACGCAGGAAAAGAUCAAGCUGGAGCGCAAGAGGCAGCGUAACCGUGUGGCUGCAUCCAAGUGCCGCAAGCGCAAGCUGGAGCGCAUCUCAAAGCUGGAGGAUCGCGUAAAGGUACUCAAGGGCGAGAACGUCGACCUGGCUAGCAUCGUAAAGAACCUCAAGGACCAUGUGGCGCAACUGAAGCAGGAGGUGAUGGAGCACAUUGCCGCGGGCUGCACGGUGCCGCCGAACUCGACAGACCAAUAACAUUUGGAGUUGUCAGCCGGGGAGGAGGAUGAGGAGGACGUGGCACUGGAGACUGAAACCCCCUCGAAUCCUGAAGAUCCCGAGCAGCCCAUGCCUCUGGAAUUCUUUUCGAGUGCUAGCACCGGUGCCUUGGAGCUGGAGGGCUCGGCCUCUCAGGAUAUUUCCCUAACUAACAGCGAACUCCUGGAGGAGGAUAGCGAAAAUGAACGGCCUCUGGUGCUCUACAUCCUCGCGGACGACGCAACCUGAGGCUUUGUGCCUUUCUAUGGUUUUAGCUGCAAUAUCUGAAAUGCUUCUUAAGUGUUUUGUUUACUUAGUUAUUAGUAUAAGAUAGUUUUAAUCAAGUAUUAUCUGUGUUGAACGUAAGAUAAUAUGUAAUGUAAUUUAAAAAUAUACGUAUAUUUUCUGCACUUGA